Messenger RNA from Microsporum canis CBS 113480, 480 nucleotides. RefSeq lists its product as uncharacterized. The record is from RefSeq and is a predicted model, not a curated record. The coding region runs from base 1 to 480 and encodes 159 amino acids. Gene Ontology annotation, molecular function: carbon-sulfur lyase activity. The transcript has 2 exons. Lineage: Eukaryota; Fungi; Ascomycota; Eurotiomycetes; Onygenales; Arthrodermataceae.
AUGUCAAGCCAGAUACCAAACAGUCUUACUGGGGGAUGUCUAUGCGGAGAGAUCCAAUACACCGUCGAGAUACCAAAGGACAUCUCCUGGCCACCAGAUCCUCACACCUGCUGGUGCACUCAGUGCCGCAAAGCAAGCGGUUCUAUUAUCCUGCACUUCCUCACCUUCCAUCCAUCCACGGUGAAAUGGAAGGGAACGCCCACUGAAUUCAAGUCCAGCACUCAAGGACGCCGUGGAUUCUGUUCAAGCUGCGGGACAAGCUUGUACUUCAAAGACCUGGGACAACCGGCUGAGAUCGAGAUAUGCUCUGGCUCCUUGAAUGAAGAGAUACUGGAGAACCCUGCUCUAGCAAAGGACCUCUGCGACCCUAGCUGUGGGCGUUUCUGGUGUAAGAGGGAGAUCAAGAGUACUAUCUACGAGGCCUCUUCCGGCAAACGAUGGCUGGAGGGAAGCAAGUCACGGCUUAUGGACGAUGAAUAG